Molecule: messenger RNA, 3267 nt
Organism: Suncus etruscus (white-toothed pygmy shrew)
Lineage: Eukaryota; Metazoa; Chordata; Mammalia; Eulipotyphla; Soricidae
Gene: COL6A2
Product: collagen type VI alpha 2 chain
Exons: 28
Coding region: 73-3135 (1020 amino acids)
Source: RefSeq, a predicted model, not a curated record
GCCUCUCCUCGCCCUUGCCCAGCACACCCAGCGCCCGGGCUCAGGUCUCCCGGGCACUCAGGGGCCACCAAGAUGCUCAGAGACCUGAGCUCCGCCCUCCUGCUCUGGGGGCUCCUGGGUUUUGUCCGUGCUCAGUUUCAAGAGGUGCUCUCACCAGACAGUGCCGUGGAGAGGGGCACCAACUGCCCAGAGAAGGCGCACUGCCCGGUGUACGUGUACUUCGUGCUGGACACGUCGGAGAGCGUGGCCAUGCAGCCGCCCACCGACCGCCUGAUGCAGCACAUGCAGGACUUCGUGGUGGAGCUGACGAGCCAGCUGCAGGACCAGCUGUACCUGGGCCAGGUGGCGCUGAGCUGGCGCAUGGGGGGGCUGCACUUCUCCGACGAGGUGCAGGAGUUCAGCCCGCCGGACAGCGACCGCGCGGCCUUCGUCAGCAGCCUGAAGGGCAUCGUGUCCUUCCGGCGCGGCACCUUCACCGACUGCGCCCUGGCCAACAUGACCCGCAACGUGCAGCCCGUGCUGGGCAAGGGCGCCGUGGUCUUCGCCGUGGUCAUCACCGACGGCCACGUCACCGGCAGCCCGUGCGGCGGCCUCAAGCUGCAGGCCGAGCGCGCCCGCGACCAGGGCGUCCGCCUCUUCGCCGUGGCCCCCAGCCAGCGGCUGUACGAGCAGGGCCUGCGCGACGUGGCCAGCGCCCCGCACGAGCUGUACCGCAACGGCUACGCCACCAUGCUUCGGGACUCCGCCGAGAUGGACCAGGCCACCAUCGAGCGCAUCAUCAAGGUCAUGAAACACGAAGCCUAUGGCGAGUGCUACAAAGUGAGCUGUUUGGAGAUUCCGGGGGCGCCUGGCCCCAAGGGCUACCGCGGACAAAAGGGUGCCAAGGGCAACAUGGGUGAGCCGGGUGAGCCUGGACAGAAGGGACGACAGGGAGACCCAGGCAUCGAGGGUCCCAUUGGAUUCCCCGGGCCCAAGGGGGUUCCAGGCCUCAAAGGAGAGAAGGGUGAAUUCGGAGCUGAUGGGCGAAAGGGCGCCUCCGGCCUGGCCGGCAAGAACGGGACCGACGGACAGAAGGGCAAGCUGGGACGAAUAGGACCUCCUGGCUGUAAGGGAGACCCUGGGAGCAGGGGCCCCGACGGCUACCCUGGAGAAGCAGGAAGUCCUGGGGAGCAAGGGGACCAAGGUGCCAAGGGGGACCCCGGCCGCCCUGGACGCAGAGGACCACCGGGAGACAGUGGGGACAAAGGAAGCAAGGGUUACCCGGGCAACAGUGGUGCCCCCGGCAGUCCGGGCGUGAAGGGAGCCAAAGGCGGGCCUGGGCCCCGAGGACCCCGCGGCGAGCCUGGCCGCAGAGGAGACCCCGGGCCCAAGGGCGGCCCAGGCAGCGCUGGUCCCAAAGGGGAGAAGGGUGACCCAGGGCCUGAGGGCGCCCGCGGGCUGGCUGGAGAAGUGGGCAACAAAGGAUCUAAGGGGGACCGUGGCCUGCCUGGACCCAGAGGACCCCAAGGAGCCCUGGGGGAGCCCGGGAAGCAGGGAUCUCGAGGAGACGUUGGGGAUCCAGGUCCCCGUGGGGACUCAGGGCCGCCUGGCCCCAAGGGAGACCCGGGCAGGCCCGGAUUCAGCUAUCCUGGACCACGGGGAGAGCCUGGUGACAAAGGCGAACCUGGUCCCCGAGGUCCUGAGGGCGGCAGAGGAGACUUCGGGCUCAAAGGAGAAAGCGGGAGGAAGGGCGAGAAGGGCGAGCCGGCGGACCCUGGACCCCCGGGGGAACCUGGCACCCGAGGCCCGAGAGGACCUCCAGGGUCUGAGGGAGAGCCUGGGCCUCCCGGAGACCCCGGCCUCACGGAGUGUGAUGUCAUGACCUACGUACGGGAGACGUGCGGCUGCUGCGACUGCGAGAAGCGCUGCGGAGCCCUGGACGUGGUGUUCGUCAUCGACAGCUCUGAGAGCAUCGGCUACACCAACUUCACGCUGGAGAAGAACUUCGUCAUCAACGUGGUCAACCGGCUGGGCGCCAUCGCCAAGGACCCCAAGUCUGAGACAGGCACCCGGGUGGGUGUGGUGCAGUACAGCCACGAGGGCACCUUCGAGGCCAUCCAGCUGGACGACCCGCGCAUCGACUCGCUGUCUAGCUUCAAGGAGGCCGUGCGCAACCUCGAGUGGAUCGCGGGGGGCACUUGGACGCCGUCGGCGCUCAAGUUCGCCCACGACCGGCUCAUCAAGGAGAGCCGGCGGCAGAAGACGCGCGUGUUCGCCGUGGUCAUCACCGACGGCCGGCACGACCCCCGGGACGACGACCUGCACUUGCAGGCCCUGUGCAGCGGCGACGUGACGGUCACGGCCAUCGGCAUCGGGGACAUGUUCCACGAGAAGCACGAGAGCGAGAGCCUGUCGUCCAUCGCCUGCAACCGGCCGCAGCAGGUGCGCAAUAUGACGCUCUUCUCCGACCUGGUGGCCGAGCGCUUCAUCGACGACAUGGAGGACGUGCUGUGCCCAGACCCCCAGAUCGUGUGCCCGGACCUCCCCUGCCAAGCAGAACUGUACGUGGCCCAGUGCACGCAGCGGCCGGUGGACAUCGUCUUCCUGCUGGACGGCUCGGAGCGGCUGGGCGAGCGGAACUUCCGCAAGGCCCUGCAGCUGGUGGAGGCCACGUCGAGGCGGCUGACGCUGGCCCGCGGGGACGACGACCCCCUGAAUGCCCGCCUGGCGCUGCUGCAGUUCGGGGCAGCGGGCGAGCAGCAGGUGGCCUUCCCGCUGACAUCCAAUCUGACCCGGGUGCAAGAGGCCCUGGACACUGCGCGCUACCUGGACUCGGCCUCGCAUGUGGGCGCUGGCAUCGUGCACGCCGUCAACCACGUGGCCCAGCGGGGCCGUGGAGGUGCCCGGAGACACGCCGAGCUGUCCUUCGUCUUCCUCACCGACGGCGUCACCGGCAACCUCAGCCUGGACGAGGCGUUGCACUCCAUGCGCAAGGAGAAUGUGGUGCCCACCGUGGUGGCCGUGGGCGGAGACGUGGACAACGACGUGCUGGCCAAACUGACCCUGGGCGACUCUGCUGCCGUUUUCCGCGAGAAGGACUACGACAGCCUGGUGCAGCCCAGUUUCUUGGACAGGUUCAUCCGCUGGCUCUGCUAGUGCCCAUCCCCGCCGGUCUUUGCAGUCCGACACUCCCGUGCAGCUCACCCUCUCGGGCCUGGCACUCCCGUCCAGCCGAACCUCGAGGUCCAGCAUCCGGCCCAGCCUGCCCUCGGACUCCAGGGCCCUGUC